AUGGCCGUCAAGUCCCUCCACUCGGGUGAUCUUUGGGGGAUAUUUCCCCGGAUUUCCUGCCUCACUGGGGACGGAAUUCUGACGGGGCUGGGUCUGCCCGAGGCCGAGCAGCCCGACAAUGCGGCGUUGACCGCGACCGGCCGACCCGUCGAACCCAGCGAGACCUCCAACUUCACCGUGGCGUACGGCCAGUCCAAGUCUGCCGACGUGCUGUUCGCCCUCGGCCUCACCGCGGGACUGUACGAGAAACACGGCAUUCUGAGCUUGGCCCUGCACCCGGGCGCUAUCAUGACCGAACUCAGCCCGACACUACGGGCCCGAGACGCUCGCGGCCAUCGUCGAGAAAUUCAAGUCCGAGUUCAAGAGCGUCGACCAGGGCAGCGCCACGUCCCUGCUCGCGGGGCUGGACGACAACCCCGGCCCAGCCAACCUCAAGUGCCGUAG
This is a messenger RNA of Fonsecaea pedrosoi CBS 271.37, 444 nucleotides long. RefSeq lists its product as uncharacterized. Bases 1 to 444 code for a protein of 147 amino acids. Lineage: Eukaryota; Fungi; Ascomycota; Eurotiomycetes; Chaetothyriales; Herpotrichiellaceae. The record is from RefSeq and is a predicted model, not a curated record. The transcript has 2 exons.